UGUGUUUCAGUAUCGAAUCGUCAACAUCGCCACGUUCGAUUAAUUGCACUGUUAUGGUUUGACACCAUCAAAAUAUCGGGAAUUAUUUAUAUACUGACGUGGUUUUGUACUUUAUAAACACUUAUUCAUAAGUCUCAGUAAAAUUAAUUUGUUUUUUAAAAUUUGAAACCAUGCCUCUUAAACUUGAUGUGAAGCGGAAAUUGCUGGCUCGCUCUGAUAGAGUUAAAUGUGUUGAUCUUCACCCUACAGAACCAUGGAUGCUUGCUAGUUUAUAUAAUGGAAAUGUUCACGUCUGGAAUCAUGAAUCACAGCUUCUUGUCAAAUCAUUUGAAGUGUGUGACCUCCCUGUAAGAGCAGCUAAAUUUGUUCCCAGGAAAAAUUGGAUAAUUACCGGCUCAGAUGAUAUGAAUUUAAGAGUCUUCAACUACAAUACUUUAGAAAGGGUACACAUCCUUGAAGCACAUUCAGAUUACAUCCGUUCUAUAGUUAUUCAUCCUACUCAGCCAUUUAUUUUAACAUCAAGUGAUGAUAUGCUUAUAAAGUUGUGGAACUGGGAAAAACAAUGGACAUGCACUCAAGUCUUUGAAGGACAUACUCAUUACAUAAUGCAAAUUGUGAUUAAUCCUAAGGACAAUAAUACUUUUGCUAGUGCUUCUCUAGAUCGUACAGUGAAGGUAUGGCAGUUAGGAUCUACAACCCCUAAUUUCACCUUAGAAGGCCAUGAGAAAGGUGUCAAUUGUGUUGAUUUUUAUCAUGGUGGAGAUAAACCUUAUUUGAUUUCAGGAGCUGAUGACAGACUGGUUAAAAUAUGGGAUUAUCAGAACAAAACUUGUAUUCAGACAUUAGAAGGUCAUGCUCAGAAUAUAUCUGCUGUCACUUUUCAUCCUGAGUUACCUAUCAUUAUGACAGGUUCAGAAGAUGGUACCCUAAAAUUGUGGCAUGCAAAUACCUAUCGUCUUGAAACUACUUUGAAUUAUAAUUUAGAGAGAGUUUGGACCAUUGCUUGUUUAAAAGGAUCUAAUAGUGUUGCAGUAGGUUUUGAUGAAGGAAGCAUAAUAAUGAAGCUUGGUCGAGAGGAACCUGCCAUGUCUAUGGAUGCUUCUGGAAAAAUAAUAUGGGCUAAACAUUCAGAGCUACAGCAAGCCAAUCUCAAAGCCAUGGUUGAUGCUGAUAUUAAAGAUGGGGAAAGGCUACCAUUAGUUGUGAAAGAUAUGGGAAGCUGUGAAAUUUAUCCUCAAACUAUUUGCCAUAAUCCCAAUGGAAGAUUUGUAGUUGUGUGUGGAGAUGGUGAAUACAUAAUUUAUACUGCUAUGGCACUAAGAAAUAAAAGCUUUGGUACUGCACAAGAAUUUGUUUGGGCUCUUGAUUCUUCAGAAUAUGCUGUACGAGAAAACACUACAUCCGUUAAAAUAUUUAAAAAUUUCAAGGAGAAAAAAGUUUUCAAACCUGAAUAUGGUGCUGAAGCUAUAUUUGGUGGUAAUAUGCUUGGGGUGAAAUCUAUCAGUGGACUAGCAUUCUACGAUUGGGAAAGUCUAGACCUUGUUCGAAGAAUUGAAAUUCAGCCAAAACAUGUGUAUUGGUCAGAAAGUGGUGAGCUUGUUUGUAUUGCUACCGAAGAUACUUUUUACAUUUUGAAGUAUAACUCAGAAGCUGUUGUCAAAGCAAGGCACUUCAAAAACCAAAUACCAGAAGAUGGAAUUGAGCAAGCUUUUGAUGUUCUUGGUAUGCACAUGGAGACUGUUAAAACUGGUUUAUGGGUUGGAGAUUGUUUUAUCUAUACAAAUUCUGUUAACAGAUUAAAUUAUUAUGUUGGAGGAGAAAUUGUCACCAUAGCUCAUUUAGACAGGGUGAUGUAUCUUCUUGGUUACAUUCCUAAAGACAGCAGGCUAUACCUUGGUGAUAAAGAACUAAAUGUUGUAUCAUACUCCCUAUUACUUUCAGUAUUAGAAUACCAAACAGCUGUUAUGAGGGGUGAUUUUGAAACUGCACACAGUGUCCUUCCAUCUGUCCCAUAUGAGCAACGAACUAGAGUUGCACAUUUCUUGGAAAAACAAGGUUUUAAAUCUCAAGCUUUAGUUGUGUCUACUGAUCCUGAUCAUAAAUUUGAGCUUGCUCUUCAGUUGGGAAAUCUUACUGUUGCAUAUACUCUGGCAAAAGAAGCUAUGUCUGAGCAAAAAUGGAAGCAGUUAGCUGAAUUAGCCAUGUCCAAGUGUGAUUUUGUACUUGCCGAAGAAUGCUUGCAUAAUGCUAAAGAUUUUGGUGGCCUCUUAUUACUUGCAACUUCCUCUGGAAAUGCAAAUAUGGUAGAAAAACUAGCUCAAAGUUCUGAAACAGGAGGAAUAAAUAAUGUUGCUUUUAUAAGCUAUUUUCUUUUGGGAAAGAAAGAAAAGGCUUUAAGUAUGCUGGUUGAAACAGGUCGCUUACCUGAAGCUGCAUUUUUCGCUCGUACAUAUUUACCCAGUCAAGUGCCUAAAAUUGUCAAAUUGUGGAAGGAAAGCUUAAUGAAAGUCAAUGAAAGGGCUUCUAAUGCAUUAGCGAAUCCAGAAGAUUAUGAAAAUCUUUUUCCUGGUUUAGAUGAUGCUGUCAAGGCUGAACAGUAUAUGAAGCAAAACCAAAUUCAGCAGCUUGCAUCCAAUUAUUUAACUGUGACACCAAAUUAUGAAAGGAAUCCAAUAGAAGAAAUGAAAGAGGCAGAAACUGCUGGUACUUUUACAUAUAUACCUGAAGAUGAUGUUAAAGAAAACCAACAUCCUUUGCCUACGGGUGCUGGAGAUGCUGAAUCUUUUCAAUCUUCGUAUGAAAUUCCUAAAUUUGUAGAUGCUGUUUGCGACGAUCAAUCAUUAACCAAAGAUUCUGCUAAAAGCUACGGAUUUGAAGAUACAACUCAAAAAGACAGCUCCUCAAAUGAAUUAAAUAUUGAUGAAGCUAAAAUGUUAGAUGAGAUGGAAUUGGAACUUGAUAUUAAAAAUUUGAAUUUAGAUGAAAACAUUGAUGCAGAUAUCAACUUUGAUGAAGAUCUGUUAAGUGAAGACUAGUUUAUUUGUUAUGUAUUGUUUGAUUAUAUUUGGGAUUCAACGAAAAAAAAAUCAAACAUGAUAUGAACUUUACAUCACUUGAUUAUUUUUACUACACAUCUCCAUUCUUAUUAAGUUAACUUUCAUGAACUGAUUUAUUACUGGUUAAUAAAGUCUGAGACUAAGAUUUUAUUAUAUUAAGUUUCAGUAGAUAUUGUAAAAUAAUUAUAGAGUGCUUUUCAAUUCACAUAUAUAUAUAUUUUUAGGGUUAUAUCUCUGUGUAUUUUCCUCUUAUACUUUAGCCACACAAUAUAUAUUAUUGAUUCAUUGUAAAAAAAAUAAUGUUUCUUUAUACGAUCAUUAGUGUCUUUUCCUGAAAUUAUAAUUUAUCUAAUAUGGUAUUAUCAGAUAAACUUGUAUAUACUUUGUAAGGCUGUAAUAAAUUGUUUUUAUUCCUUUA
Messenger RNA from Parasteatoda tepidariorum (common house spider), 3474 nucleotides. RefSeq names its product coatomer subunit beta' (gene beta'COP). Gene Ontology annotation, biological process: intracellular protein transport; endoplasmic reticulum to Golgi vesicle-mediated transport; intra-Golgi vesicle-mediated transport. Gene Ontology annotation, molecular function: protein binding; structural molecule activity. NCBI's taxonomy places the organism in Eukaryota, Metazoa, Arthropoda, Arachnida, Araneae, Theridiidae. The record is from RefSeq and is a predicted model, not a curated record. Gene Ontology annotation, cellular component: COPI vesicle coat.